AUGCUGGGGUUAUCUGAGCUUUUCUGUACUGUCAUUUUUUGUCUCCUGAUUUUGCAGUUUCUGAAGCUGAAAUGGAUGAGUCGACAGUUUCCACCUGGACCAACCCCAUUCCCUCUCAUUGGGAACCUCUGGUGCCUGGACCUGAAGAUGAACCAAGGAACUUUUACCAAGAUUGCAAAGGAUUAUGGGAGGAUCUUCACGAUGUGGGUGGGCCACAAGCCUAUGAUCAUACUCAAUGGGUUCCAUGCAGUGAAAGAAGGGCUCAUAACGCACUCCGAAGAGCUGGCUGGGAGGCCUGACACUCCUUUUGUGGCUGACACAAUGAAGGGAAAAGGAGUAUUGUUUGCCACUGGCCACAACUGGAAGCAGCAGAGACGCUUCAGCCUGAUGACCUUGCGGAACUUAGGCAUGGGGAAGAAAAGCCUGGAGCAUCGAGUGCAGCAAGAGGCCGAGCAUCUGGUUGAAUUUUUUGUGAAUGAGAAAGGGAAGCCCAUGGACCCUUCUUUCGCCAUUUUCCACUCAGUAUCCAAUGUGAUCUCAGCUACGGUUUUUGGACACCGCUUUUCCUAUGAUGAUGAAGAUUUUGAAGAGAUGCUUAAAGCUGUUGACUUUAUGUUUCAUUUUCUGCCUAGCCCCUUUCGGAUUGCAUAUGAUCUUUCCCCAAGACUUAUGCGUUAUCUGCCAGGACCUCACCAGAAAGCUUUCUCUUGUUUGAAGAAGGGACAUGAAUUGGUGAAGGAAGAGAUCAGAAGCCAUGAGAAGACCAGGAACCCACAGGAUCCACAGGAUUUCAUUGACUAUUACCUGGAUCAAAUAGAAAAAUGCAAAGAUGACAGCAACACUACAUUUGAUGAGGAAAACCUGUGUCAUUUGAUUGUGGACUUCUUUGCAGCAGGAAGCGAGACAACAUCUGUAACACUUCUCUGGGCCCUGCUUUACAUGAUAGAUAACCCUGACAUCCAAGAAAAGUUGCAAAAGGAACUCCAUACUGUUUUGGGCCCUACUCACAAGAUCUGUUACGCCGAUCGGAACAGAGUGCCAUACACAAAUGCUGUCAUUCACGAGGUCCAGCGCUUCUGCAAUUUCCUGCUGGUUGGAUCCUUCAGGGAAUGUAUGAGGGAUAUAACCUUGCAAGGCUUUCACAUCAAAAAGGGUACCGUCGUCAUCCCAGAUGUAGGCUCUGUCUUGUAUGACCCUGAACAAUGGGAGACGCCUCAGAAGUUCAACCCAAAUCACUUCCUGGAUGAAGAUGGAAAUUUCUACUGCAGGGAAGCCUUCAUUCCAUUUGCAGCAGGGCAUCGUGUGUGUCUGGGGGAGCGCUUGGCACGGACUGAGCUCUUCAUUUUCUUCACCAACCUUCUGCGGACUUUUAAAUUGCAGCUUCCGGAGGGAGUAAAGACGAUCAACACAGAGCCAGUGAUUGGGGGGCUGGCAAUGGUACCACACCCCUAUAAAGUCUGUGCCGUUCCUUACUAG
This is a messenger RNA of Hemicordylus capensis (graceful crag lizard), 1476 nucleotides long. Its product is annotated as cytochrome P450 2C25-like. Gene Ontology annotation, molecular function: heme binding; oxidoreductase activity, acting on paired donors, with incorporation or reduction of molecular oxygen, reduced flavin or flavoprotein as one donor, and incorporation of one atom of oxygen; iron ion binding. Gene Ontology annotation, biological process: xenobiotic metabolic process; arachidonate metabolic process. The coding region runs from base 1 to 1476 and encodes 491 amino acids. The record is from RefSeq and is a predicted model, not a curated record. Gene Ontology annotation, cellular component: intracellular membrane-bounded organelle; cytoplasm. The transcript has 9 exons. NCBI's taxonomy places the organism in Eukaryota, Metazoa, Chordata, Lepidosauria, Squamata, Cordylidae.